UUACGCGUCUCUGUCCUUAAGAGCGUGUCCUCUCCUUUCUCCUGCUUCGGCAACCUUCCCACCAUGGAGGAGCGGCGAGACAACGGGAUUUACAACGAGGACUUCUCUGGCAGCAACCAGAAUCUCCGAGGUGCUGCAGUCAAUCCUGCCGGUCAUGGGAUAUACGAGGAACAUCAGGACCCGUUUGCUGACCCGAAUCCCAUUCAGCGAACCACCUCAGCAGGUGUACCCGUAGGCGACGCCGUUAGUGGUGGAGCUAUCGCUACCGGAGCAGAAGGGGAGAGUAACGCAGAAAGAACUGCGGCCCAGACGGCGUCUCCUACGAAACCGCCUAUCUAUAAGCGACGGUGGUUCAUCAUCACCAACAUCAUUGGAGCUGCUAUUGGGAUUGCCCUCAUUUUCAUUCUGUUAUGGCCGGUCGUUCGUGCUAUCGCCCAAUAUGUCGUCAACAAGUCUACGCUCAGUGUGCAGAAGGCCUCGAUCAUCAACCCAACGAAUUCUUCGUUCCAGCUUGGCUUACUUUCAACUGUAUCUCACACCGGUAUUAUUCCGGCAGUGAUUAGCUUCACUCAACCUGUCAAUGUCAGUUGGGUGAAAGGAGACGACCAUGUUCCAAUUGGUUACAUGUCUUUGUCUGACAUCCACGCUUCUCACUCUUCGGCUACAAUUAACGAGACGACGACAUUCUACAUCUCCGACCAACAAGCUUUUGGUGAUUUUACGGCUUACAUGAUCACCUCCGAGAACUUCACAUGGCUCCUUGAGAGUAGCGACCUCCAUGUCCAGGCAGCAAAGUUUCCUAAAGAUCAUGGCAUCAAAUUCAGUAAAUACGUCACUAUCCCUGGCAUCAACAACUUUGAUAGCAACGUCAAGUUGCAAGAGUUACUGCUCCCCAGUGACAACCCCGCUGGCGGUAUUAACUUCCAAGCGAUUACGGGUCUGAACAAUCCAAGUCCUUUCGAGAUGAACCUCGGUACUGUGGUCUUCAAGCUUGGGUACAAUAAUGUCUAUCUUGGUACUGGUAUUGGUAACAACACUUCCCUCUCGCCUGGCAUGAACAACAUCACGCUUGCGGGUACUCUCGUACCACAGACGGACCCUAGCUCUCUUGCGCAGGUGUCGCAAUUGUUCACCAACUAUCUCAACUGGAAGUCUUCUCCGGUUAUUGCAAUGGGCGCGUCAACGCAACAGAACGACGGCACUGAGAUUUCUUGGCUUACACAGGGCCUUCAGGCUCUCCAGCUCACUGUGCCUUUCCAGUCGCCUCAACCAAUCAAUCCCAUCAGGACCAUCACGAUUGGCGAAUUGGCACUUGCGUUUACUCCCGAUAGCGCGUGGGCCCCCCAGACGAACAGCGACAGCGUUCAUGCGACGAUGGAGCUACCUUUCGGUUUUGGUGUAUCCAUAAAUGAGAUCCAGAACAACUUCAAUAUCUUCACGAAUAAUACCAAUGUUGCAGGUUUGACGACGCCCCUCGGUGCAGCUACCUCGCAAGUUCAGGUUCUCGGUCCCACGGACACCAAAGGCACAAUUAAUAUCACCAUCCACGACGGCACUUUGAACGCGACAGACUCGGAACAUGACCCGUUCUCUAUGUUCAAUGCCUAUCUCACCGACACGAACACCGCUGAAUUCUAUCUCGUCGGUGGUUCCAAGGCUGUUGCCAAUACGAGCAUUGGACAGAUCACCCUUGAUCCUAUUGAGGUCAACGUCUCCACGUCACUUCUAGGUUUGCAGGGACUUCAGGGCCGCACGACGAUUGGCGGUGUCGACGUGCUUGGUGGCACGACGCAGGCUUUGCAGCUUGGGAUCAAUGUCACGAUUGACAACCCUUCGAGCCUUGAGUUGAGUACCGGUGACUUGACGCUGCAGUUAGGCCGUCAAGGUGCCAUUCUCGGAACAGCGCUUUUGCCAAACCUAACAUUGGCUAUUGGGUCAAAUUCCUUGUACUCGACUUCUGAUUUUAAGCCCAACGACAGUCCUCAAGGUAUGGACACUCUCAACGAAUUUGUUGGUGGCAAGAAUGUCGAGCUGGGUAUCGCGGGUUUCGAGGGCAGCACUCAGGUUACUUCCUUGUUGCGAGCAUUCGAGAGCUUGAACAUCUCUACGAACCUUCCUGGGCUUCAAACCAGCUUGCUGGAGGGCGGUUCAUUAGAGAUCCUCUCGACAACCGGAGUGGAGAACAACAUCAGCCACGUUGCAGUAUCUCUCGCCAACCCCUUCACUGCUGGCUUCCAAAUCACUAGGAUUUCGUCGAGUGUUUCCUCCCAUGGUCUUACCUUGGGUUCAAUCGAGACUACGACGAACUUCAGUGCUGGCGGCAAAGCAACCACGAAGUCUCCCGACCUGGACCUCAACAUGAACUUUGAUCCACCCACGCUGUUUACGUUGACACGUGUGUUGGCUGUGCUGGCUGGCGAAGAUCCUACUCCCUUGGAUGGGAUCGUCCAACUCGGAGGUUACUCCUACGUCACCGCCACCGACGCUGAUUCCCACCCUGCAAACUCACGCCGCGACAACAUCUAUACGAACUUCAAUUUGCCCAAUUUCGUUGAUAAUGCCUUCAAGCAGCUGCGGUCGGAUGUGUCUCUCAGCACUGACAUCAUCAUCGGACAAUACUCGACAACGCUCAAUUACACGCAAGCUUCGGUACCCAUUGCGACAGAUAGCAGUCUGAACCUCAUCUUGCCGAUUCUCGCUCGUCCCAUCGUGCAGAAGAUUGUCGAUGGCACUGUCCUUGGCGUCGACACCGUUCUAAUCAGCAACCCGCAGCAGGAGUCGUUUGGCACCUUGUUGAAAGGCAGCAUUACCAGUGCCGGUCCUUUUGACGCGACUAUCAGCUUUCCGAAUGGGCUCACGAUCUCGUGGAAUGGUUCUCCUCUGGGAACAUUAAUGAUGGAGGACGUGAACGUCGUUGGGGAUGUCGGUGCUUCGUUGAACACUGAGAGCAAUUUCCAAGUCUCCGACGUCGGCCACUUGACCGACUUCACUAAAGUGCUUCUUACUGAAGACAAAUUCGACUGGGAUAUCACUGCUGAUAACCUGACUGUGAGCGCGCUUGGUAUCAAUGUCACCGGUAUCUCGCUGCCGAAGAAGACUGUUUCUUUAGCCGGCUUCAAUGGCCUUAAGAACGGUGUCAUCAUCGAUUCCUUCGAUCUACCUGCUAAUGAUCCAGCGGGUGGUAUCCACCUUACUAUCAACAGCACUGUUGCCAAUCCUUCUCAAGUCGGCAUUUCGCUCAGUUCUCUUGCCUUCAAUACGUUCUACGGCAACAUCGCGAUUGCUCCGGUGGCAGCGACCGGCAAUGUCACUCUGGCACCUCAAUCUAACUCUUCCCUUGCUCUCGUUGGACGUCUGAUUCCCCAAACUUCUUCGGAAGGCUUGGAAGCAGUUUCGACGAUCUUCAACAAUUUCAUUCAUGGUGAAGAUAGCCAAGUCAGCGUGCAGGGUGACAGCGCAGGUCCUUCUGACGUUACGUGGCUCAAUGAGGGUAUUAAGGCGCUCUCGGUGCAAACCAACCUUCCAAACCAAGGGAAGCUCAACAUCAUCACAUCCAUCGACUUGGAGCAGCUUCAACUGUUGUUCACCGAAGAUACGGCCUACAACCCCUCGACCAGCAGUAAUGCUACGACUGCUGCUUUCACACUUCCUUUCAACUUCCCUGUUGACAUCACCCAGCUGUCCCAAAACAUUACGACUGGGUACAACGGCGAGUCCUUCGCUGAGCUUGUCAUUCCUACCAUCCCCAGUACCACCGAUGUCAAUACGCGCAUCAUUUCCCUCCAGUUCGCCAACAUUCCCUUCGCUGUCUUCGGAGACCAACACACCACCUUCGAUACUUUCGUUGCAGCGACUACCACGGGCUCGAAUGAGACUUUACAGCUGUCAGGAUCGGCCAAUGCCCAGGCAUCGACUGCCGUCGGCGCAUUAAGCCUUGCCGGCAUUGAUUUCUCCGUCUCUUCGUCGAUUGCUGGCCUUCAAGGUCUUAAAGCCAAGCCCGCGCUGGUUUCUGACUUGGAUGUGAACCACGGGUACUCCGAUUACUUGCUGAUCACCGUUAACACCGCUUUGUACAACCCCAGUAACCUCACCAUCGGUACCGGUGAUGUGUCUUUCUCGCUGGAGUUCAAUGGCCAAACCAUCGGUUCUGCUGACCUUAGCGAUCUCAUCAUCAAGCCCGGCAAUGUAACUUACGGCACAGAUGUUCACUAUUCACCCCAGGGAGGUGCUCAGACCGCCGCCGGACAGUUGUUGCUGGAGAACUAUCUCCAGGGCGUUGACUCGGAUACCACCAUCGCCGGAAACACUGACUCCUCUCCGAUUGAUUCGCUGAGGACAGCGCUCUCUGAGAUCAGCCUCACCCCUGUGACCAUCCCCGCAUUGCACCAGAACUUGAUUGACAGCGCUUCCCUCGAGUUCCCUACCGACAUCGUCCAGACUGGUAUCGCUCAGUCGACCUUCACACUCGCGAAUCCAUUCACCGCCAGCCUUAACCUGAUCACGGUUGGAGCCACGGCUGUCUUCCAAAAUAUAACUGUUGGCAAGAUCAACAAUGUCGACCGUUCGUCGGACCCCAUUCACGCCGACGGACACUCUAACAUCACGUCUCCGUCUCUGCCGUUCGAGUUCAACAUGAACCCGAUCGAUAUUAUCGACCUGAUUCAGUCCGCUGCUCAGGCGCACAAUGUUGAUAUUGGUCCACUGACCGAAUUGUUCCAGCUGGUUCUGUCAAACCCCGAUUACCAUCCUCCAGUGAACACGUCUAUUGACACAAACAGCCCUCAGUGUGUCAGCGGCAAGCAAUUCGACGUUGAUGAUGCGAUCUUGAAUGCCCUUAAGGGAUUGGAAGUCACCCUUGACGUUGACUCUUCAAUUAAGAUUGACGAUUAUCCUACGGAGCUAGCCUUCAAGCAGUACAAUGUCACCGCAAUCACCGACAAGACGGCACUAUACCUCAUCGGUGCUGUUGCUGGCCCUGUUGCACAGGAUCUUGUGAACCAGGCCCAACUCUCCUUCCAGACAGCGAACAUCACCAAUCUAUCGAACGAGGGCUUUGAUCUCGCCCUUAAGGGCUCUCUGACUAACACUGGUCCGCUCGAUGCUCAAAUCAUCUUCACGGAGCCUGUAGCGGUUAACUGGCAAGGACACGACAUCGCUACCAUAUCACUUCCGCCAGUGUGUGCCGCCGCCGACUCGGGUGUGCCGGAUUACGAGACCUCUGGAACCUUGCGGAUCACGGACCUGGACCAAUUCACGGCCUUCACCACGUACCUGCUGCACAAUGAAGACUUUGAAUGGAUCAUCUCGACCGAUAAGCUCCGGCUGAUUGCCCUCGGCACCAUCUUCGAUAAUAUCUCCUUGUCGAAGAACAUCACGCUCAAGGCUUUCAAUAACCUUCCCGGUGUGACCAUCAGCAACUUUGAGCUUCCUGGUGACGAUCCUUCCGGUGGUAUCACCAUCUCUACGGACUCUAUGAUUCCUUCUCCCGCUCAAUUGGGAAUUGAUAUGGGAACGGUAACAUUUGACGCGUACUUCCAGAACACACUCGUCGGACCGCUCCAGGCGACCAACUUGGACCUGCCACCCAUGUCCACUGUCACUUCUCACUUGAGCGGACGCAUAGUUCCUCAGAGUGGUAAUGACCUCAACGUUAUUGGGGAGCUCUUUUCGGAAUACCUUCAGGCUGACAACAUCACCCUCCAAGUCAAAGGAGUGUCGGUGCAGCCACCAGGCGCCUCUGGUGAUGUGUCAUGGCUCAGCACUGCAUUCAAGACUUUGACUCUGAAUGUCAUUCUCCCCGGGAAGAAAUACACCGUCAUUCAAUCUAUUACCCUUUCGGACCUGAGUGUCACUAUGCUGAACCAGGACGAGGCAUUCGCUCCCCUGGCGGGUUCAAACAACACUGUCGCAGACUAUAAAAAUCCGUUCGGUUUCUCUCUACAGGUCAUCCACUCGAACGUCGAUAUGACUCUCGGGGCGAAUGACGUUGCAGCAGCCCGACUGGUACUUGAAUCUGACAGUGUUGGGGGUGUCUCAACCGGAAACGAUGCAUCAUUGCCCAUCAAAUUCUCCAACACACCGUUGCAGUCUCUCAACAAUGGCGCCUUCCAAGCUGUCUUUACUGAGGUCACGGAUACUAGCUCCGCUUCAUUCGACCUGAGCGGCUCCGCCAACGUCACUGCAAAGACUUCUAUUGGUGAUGUGCCAAUUUCUGGCAUACCUUUCGACGUCAAGUCAAGCCUCACUGGCAUCAACAGCUUUGGACGUACCGCAACCGUGACGAAUGUUUCUAUAACUGGAAGCGGUGGAAGCGGAGGCAAUCAAUACGUGAAGGCACCACUGACGACAACGCUCAACAACCCGUCGAACGUGUCGUUGCAAACUGUUGAUAUCUCCCUACCCGUCUUCUACAAGGACAUCCAACUUGGGCAGGCUGCAUUCAGUCCUUUCAACUUGGUGCCGGGUGAAAACUCUAUUCCAGGUGAUUUCCUGUACUUCCCUGCGAAUGCCAACGACACCACUGCCGAGUCCUUCCUGACCGACUUCCUGCAAACCGGAGACGACCUUCCAUUGACUAUCAAGGGGGAUUCUGGAAGCUCGCCUUUCGCCUCUCUACAGCCAGCACUUGAAGGUGUCAGCAUCUCCACCAGCGUCAAAGGUCUGAACGUGCCGCCAAUUAUUACUCACCUAUACCCGAAGAUUACCCUUGACACUCUGUUGACGAACAACAUCGAGGCCAGUUUCGAUAUCACAAACCCUCUCGAUACGGACUUGAUUAUUGAUUUCGUUCAAGCUGAUGGCCUGAUUGAUGGAGAGAUAUAUGCCCACUUCGACCAAUCAUUCAGCAACUUUGUGAUUCCCGCAGGCAAGACUGCUAAUAGUGGAAUGUUUGGAAAUGUGAAGCUUGUCAAGGGUGCUCUUGCUUCCUUGCCUAUCAUUCCCUUGGGAUACCUUGAUAUCCAGGCUGUGGCUACCACUAUUGUGGGCCAGGGCGGAUACACCAUUCCUUGGCUACAUGUGAACCAGCAGCACGUCACUGCGACAUAUGAUUUGGACCUGCUGUCCCUCGGUCAACUUUCUGCUGCUGCCGUUUCAAUGACUCAAUCUCACACAAGCACUGCGUCAUCCGUGAGCGGCAGCGUUACCGGCUCGACUGCGUCCAAGUCCUCCGGCUCCGCUGGAUCCGCUUCCGGUCCAGCAGGUACUACCUCGGUUAAGCCAUCGACGACUGCUCCUGCCUCAUCUACUUCCGCUCCCUCAUCUAGCAAACCCGCAUCCCCAUCUAGCUCGGGUGGUUCGGGCGGAGUGCUUCCCCUUCAUUAAGUCCAGAACGUCACACUGUAACGUCUCAGCGGACAUAUAAGAUACAUGAACGAGAAUUAUUACAUACUUCCGGACAUUUCGUUUUACCAUUUCUUUUAUAUCGACGCCAUACCUUACAGAUCAUUCUUGAUGUAUACCUUGAUACCUUGAUCGUGGGUCCCC
Coniophora puteana RWD-64-598 SS2 is the source of this 7485-nucleotide messenger RNA. RefSeq lists its product as uncharacterized. The coding region runs from base 64 to 7323 and encodes 2419 amino acids. Lineage: Eukaryota; Fungi; Basidiomycota; Agaricomycetes; Boletales; Coniophoraceae. The record is from RefSeq and is a predicted model, not a curated record. Gene Ontology annotation, cellular component: fungal-type vacuole membrane. The transcript has 26 exons.